Molecule: messenger RNA, 2241 nt
Organism: Uloborus diversus
Lineage: Eukaryota; Metazoa; Arthropoda; Arachnida; Araneae; Uloboridae
Product: CUGBP Elav-like family member 4
Exons: 11
Coding region: 541-1536 (331 amino acids)
Biological process (GO): mRNA splice site recognition; regulation of alternative mRNA splicing, via spliceosome
Cellular component (GO): cytoplasm; ribonucleoprotein complex; nucleus
Molecular function (GO): mRNA binding
Source: RefSeq, a predicted model, not a curated record
AAUACUCAGCAUUGUAUUUUUGAAGAAAGCUGACGUAGUUAUUACUGUUAGAAGACUGCUACAUAUAAUUCCUAUCAAACCGUUCAAGGAUACUUUGAAAGAGGUGCUUUAUUUAGAAACUAGUCGUCGCUUCAUCCAACAAGCCGUCUGACAUUAACUGUCGUAUUUAUUGCUGAGAACAACACUAAAGAAGUUUAAUACUAUUUUGAAAUCUGCAACCGAAUUCAUACAAAGGGAUCAAAACGGAUUGCUGAAGAAAUUGAUUAGAAAAACUGAAGAAGCAAGAGAGGAAGCGAGCUCUCCCCAACACAGCACGGUAGCUGAAAGGAGAAAGAGCAAUCGUUGCGGAGAAAGCAAGCGCCAGGCAACACUUGUUGAAAGUCGCCGCUAGUUGGCGGUACAACAGGUACAAAGCGAGCUCCGGUUUUGGAAAGGGUAGGAGUCUUCGACGUCAGGAGGAACCAGCAGGAAACCGAGAGGCCAACACAGCAAGGGAGAGAAGCUCUCUUGGCUUAGAAUUAGAGAGGGUCGGAACAAGAGAUGAACCGUCCAAUCCAAGUGAAGCCUGCCGACAGUGAGAACAGAGGAGGUUGCGCGUUCGUGAAAUUCGGAUCCCACUCAGAAGCACAAGCUGCGAUCGGAGCGUUACACGGAAGCCAAACAAUGCCAGGUGCAUCGUCUAGCCUUGUCGUGAAGUUCGCCGACACAGAAAAAGAACGACAACUGAGGCGGAUGCAGCAGAUGGCUGGCAACAUGGGGCUUUUGAAUCCCUUCAUGUUCAACCAGUUCGGUGCUUACGGUGCAUAUGCACAGGUAGAUCUCAAUAUCAUGCAACAACAAGCAGCGUUCAUGGCUGCUGCCGCACAAGGGGGCUACAUGAAUCCAAUGGCCGCCCUCGCCAUCGCGCAACUGCCUCAGAUGACAACGGUCUCGAAUGGACUAGCGAACCCUGCCAUUACCCCAACCUCAGGUUCGGGGACUCAGAGUGUGAAUGGAGCAAUCCCUAACUUGCCUUCCCCCACCAUGCCCACCUUUAGUGUACCUCAAGCUAACGGACAGGGAGAGGUGUACACCAACGGCAUGCCGCACUAUCCAACUCAAGCCAUACCUAAUGGAGACGCACUUCAACCCACCGCAUACCCAAGCUUGCAACCUUAUCCAGGAAUACCGGCGUAUCCAACUCCUUUUGGCCAAUUCGGUCAAGCCCUAACUCCACAGCCUGCCGUAGUCACUCAGACUCAGAGAGAAGGUACGUACAUUCCUGGUCCGGAGGGAUGCAACCUCUUCAUUUACCAUCUCCCGCAGGAGUUUGGUGAUGCCGAGCUCAUGCAGAUGUUCAUGCCCUUCGGAAACGUCAUCAGUGCCAAGGUGUUCAUCGACAGAGCUACCAAUCAGAGCAAGUGCUUCGGUUUUGUGAGCUUCGACAACCCCGCUAGUGCCCAGGCCGCCAUCCAGGCUAUGAAUGGCUUCCAAAUAGGAAUGAAGCGUCUCAAGGUGCAGUUGAAACGCCCGAAGGACGCCAACAGGCCCUACUAGCGCCGCAUACCCCCAAUUCGGCCAUAUACCCGUGCGUAGAGAAAGAAAAUCCUGAAUAUUUACAAGAAAGGAAAGAUGCCGUCAGUUUACUUAUUCAGAAAAGAAAAAAAAUACCAGUAUAAUAUGGAGUAUUGAUUUGCCAGAAGCUAUUAGAGCGUGAUUCAAGUUUUAAAGAAAUAUUAGGAAAAACUAGAAGUUUUGAAGACUUUUUUUUCUUUCCAUCAUUUCCGACUUCGGGCUUCAGAGUUGUUUUUCUCUUUCCCCUUUAAAGACAAAGGCCAAAGAAGAAAAACAGAGUGACGAAAAGUGUACAUAAAAUCCAGUAUCAGCUUGGAUUUUACGAUCUGUAGAUAAUACCUUAGGUUUUGCUUGAUAUCGACACAAUGUAGUAGCCAAUCUUAGAUCUCUCCUUAAUUGAAAAAAAUGAUACUUUUACAAGUGAGAGCUGUUCAAAAGAAAACAGAAAAAAUUACCUUUCUUUUCAUUGCAUAGUGAGACCACACAAGUAGAUAUACACAAGUAGAUCUCCUUAAUUGAAAAAAUGAUGCUUUUACAAGUGGAAGGUGUGCAAAAGAAAACAGGAAAAUGAUAUUUCUUUUCAUGGCAUAGUGAGACCACACAAGUAGAUAUACACAAGUAGAUCUCCUUAAUUGAAAAAUGUAGAUAUACACAAAUAGAUCUCCUUAAUUGAAAAAAAAAUGAUGC